UAGGAAUGGGAAUCCUCUACAGGGGACAUGGUACGUUCUAUUUGUGGAUAUGAAUGGAUAACUUGCAACCGAUGUUUUUUUAGGCUAUGCGCAAUUGUGUAAUGAUUGAGGGAUUCUUCAUGAACAACGAAUAAUAUUUUUAAGAUGAAGAAUAUCAUUUGCAUGGACUUUUUUGGUAGUAUGGAUUAAACAAUUUACACUUUCACACUGUUUAAAAUGGCAAGUGCAGACAGUGAAGUGAAAACGUUACUGAACUUUGUAAACUUGGCAUCCAGUGACAUCAAAGCAGCUCUAGACAAAUCAGCCCCUUGCAGGCGCUCUGUGGACCACAGGAAAUACCUGCAGAAACAGCUCAAGCGUUUUUCUCAGAAAUACUCUCGGAUGCCCAGAUGCCACACACACAGGUCCGCGGAGUCUGGCAUCGUCAAAGCCCUGGUGGACAAGUCUAGCGCGUAUUCUUUGGAGACAAUUCACCAGAGCAUGACGCCCAUCAAUGAAAAAGGGGGUUCGGGUGCGCAAGACGAGGUGAACGUAAGGAUGGGUCAGAACCCAAUUGCAGACAGUGCUAACAGCAAGCAAGAUCAGGUACCCAUGAGGAAACGUCAACUCCCUGCAUCGUUUUGGGAGGAACCCCGGUUAGCCCAAACCAAUACAGAACCUUCACUGUAUGGAUUGAAAAAGAGCCAAGGUGUGACCCGAAUCAAUAGGGUUGAAAAAAAAAUCAAAAAUCACCAGGAACCAAAACCGACCUUGUUUCAAUCCAAUCGACUUGGCUCUAUCGAAAACGAACCGCUCAACGUGGACUUGGUCUCUCACAACGUCAGUGUGUGCGGCUGCUGUCCGUUUCAGUACCAUGGACACCACGUCUUCCAGAGUCACAUAGUUGUUCCCCACUCAACUGUGGGACUCUGGGGAAAAGCCUCAGUGGCUGAAAUUGAAACGCCUGAUAUGGCACACGGACAUAAUAACCAAACGCAUGUCGUGGUCAAACCCAUACCGACCAAACCCACGGUCCCCUCAUCGAUUUUCAGCGUGUUUGGCUUCAUUUAAACACAAUUAUGCACGUAUAAAUACAUUUUAAAUAGGCAAUUCUUCAUUUAAAUAAGCAACAAUGAAGAUGUAAAUAUGACUUAGUUGACUUUGCAAUGCCAUAUGUUUUUAUUUAAAACUUGGUAUUUAUCUUUUUUUUAAGAGUAGUCAGUCAUUGGCACUUAAGUCUUUCAGACCAAAUAGGCUAUUUCUGCUCGGAAGACCUGCAACGUUAGCCUACCUACCACUUGGCUUCCAUAGAAUCUAAGAAGAAUUCAUGAUAAAAUCAUAGCACUGUAUAAAACUGAAAAAUGUAGACUAUACUUCAUCAUCCUUCUCUCUCAUUCUAUACUUUACAUGUGUUGGUAUAGGAUUGGAGUGACAUUCGAAGUGGUCCAUUCUUUGAUUAUUUGUGAUCAGCUAUGCUGAAGGAAAGGUCUGCUUGUGUGUUGAUUACUUCAUGGUGUUUGUGUAGGCUAUAUAUUUCUAAAAUACACUGAUUUAAAAACUAAUUGAUUGAAAUGACUUGUUGUAGUUCACUGAUAUUUUUCCACAAAAGGUAAACAGACUGACAGUGACGUUUCCCCUCCAGAAUUUCUGGAUAUUUUCUGUUUGUAAAUAAUACUUGUUAAAUGGAGAAUUUACAUUUAUUUUUUUAAAUAAAAUGCAGAUGUUUCGAUUUUG
Molecule: messenger RNA, 1713 nt
Organism: Oncorhynchus masou masou (cherry salmon)
Lineage: Eukaryota; Metazoa; Chordata; Actinopteri; Salmoniformes; Salmonidae
Product: protein FAM181A-like
Exons: 2
Coding region: 217-1050 (277 amino acids)
Source: RefSeq, a predicted model, not a curated record